GCUGACCUGUAGAUCACUAAGCCAAGAUGGCGCCGGGGGAAGGCGCCGUCGCAAGAGCUCUCCUGUGCGCAGUCUAUUUUAUGUUUGUAUUCGUUUUUGAAACGCUUGCCACUGUAAGAUAUGAUCGUGAGACACUUCUGAAGAUCCGGGAUGAAGGUUGUGGACUACCACAUGUUAUUCCCGAACUGAAGUGUGCUGAUUUUGUUGCGUGCCCUACUCGGGGCAAGAGAAGCCAUGAGUUGAGCCACGGAGAUCGGGAGCAGAGCGAGGGAACUGGGCGGAGGCAUCGUCACACACGCCGCUCACCUGAGCCUCAGAGCGCUGACGCUACAGGUUGCCUGCGGCGGAAGCGCAGACACCGAGGAAAGCGGGGAGGGCUGCUCGUGAAGCUACGCAGCCGCCCGUCGAGGAUUCCGCUGCCAUCCAUCUACCUGGCAAACGUCCAGUCAUUGUCCAACAAGACGGACGACCUGUUGUGCCGCAUCCACACCCAGCGCGAGGUCCGGGAAAGCUCCGUGUUCUGCCUGACCGAGACAUGGCUUCAUUGCAACGUGCCGGACUCUACUUUCCAGCCACCGGGAUUCUCCGUUCACCGCUCGGACAGAGUGAAAGAGCGCACCGGGAAAUCGAAGGGAGGAGGACUCUCCCUUAAAGGCGGUACAGAUGCUGUGGAUAAACUUCAUCAUGGACCCUCUGGCCGCUCUGGCUCUUGCCACCAACCAGCCGACGGAGUCUCUGCUCAAACAAAAAUCUUGCGGACGCAACAAAACCCUCAUCUCCAGGACCAUGAUGAAGAACAUUCUGGGCCACGCCGUGUACCAGCUUGUCGCUAUUUUUAUCCUGGUCUUUGCUGGUGAGCUUAGGGGAAUCCUCCAUCCAAGUUUAGAGACAUCUGUGUAAUUAUAGAAGAUCUUAGAUUCACUUUGUGGUUCUUUUCUUUCAUUACUUCUCAGGUGAGAAAUUGUUUAGUAUUGACUGUGGCCGCAAUGCUCCCCUGGACUCCCGGCAUCAGUGCAUUACACUAUUGUGUUUAAUGCAUUCAUUAUGAUCCCUAUCUAUGAUACCUACACUGUAACAAAUUGCUGUAAAAAUACAGCAUAUUUUGUACAGUAAUAUACCGUUCUUUGUAAAUACAGCUGAAUACUGUAAAUUCACGUGUUUUUCAAGAACAAAAUAUUAACAGCAAGCUACCGUACAAUCUUA
Amphiprion ocellaris (clown anemonefish) is the source of this 1203-nucleotide messenger RNA. RefSeq lists its product as uncharacterized. Bases 27 to 857 code for a protein of 276 amino acids. The record is from RefSeq and is a predicted model, not a curated record. The transcript is spliced from 2 exons. NCBI's taxonomy places the organism in Eukaryota, Metazoa, Chordata, Actinopteri, Pomacentridae.